This is a messenger RNA of Plectropomus leopardus (leopard coralgrouper), 1065 nucleotides long. RefSeq names its product gastrin-releasing peptide receptor-like. Gene Ontology annotation, biological process: G protein-coupled receptor signaling pathway. NCBI's taxonomy places the organism in Eukaryota, Metazoa, Chordata, Actinopteri, Perciformes, Serranidae. Gene Ontology annotation, molecular function: neuropeptide receptor activity. The record is from RefSeq and is a predicted model, not a curated record. Gene Ontology annotation, cellular component: plasma membrane.
AUGUCUCUGGAGGAGUCAAUCGUUAUAACCCCAGAGGACAGCAGGGAUCCGGUCCUCAAUGUGUCCACGUGGGAACAGCUCCAGUUCAACAUCUGGCUCCCCGGGAUCGGGAUCGCAGCCGUGUACGGGGUCAUCAUCAUCGUGGGUCUGGUGGGAAAUGUCACGUUAAUGAGGACGUGUCUGACAGUGAGGUCCAUGAGGACUGUGCCUAACUUGUUCCUGUCUAGUCUGGCUCUGGGGGACGUGCUGCUGCUGGUGACCUGCGCCCCGGUGGACGCGAGCCGCUACCUGGUGGACGAGUGGCUAUUCGGCCGCGUGGGAUGCAAACUGAUCCCGUUCAUCCAGCUCAGCUCGGUGGGAGUCUCCGUGUUCACCCUCACUGCUCUCUCCGCUGACCGGUACAGAGCGAUAGUGAGACCUCUGGACAGCCACAGGUCCAGCUCUAUGCUCAGUAUCUGUCUCCGAGUGGGGGCAAUCUGGCUGCUGUCUGUGACUCUGGCCGUUCCUGAGGCCGUCUUCUCGGACCUGCACACCUUCACCACCAGCCACACAAAUGAGACGUUUGUGACCUGCGCACCCUACCCCCACGCUGGGGAGCUGCACCCAAAAAUCCACUCCACCGCCUCCUUCCUCAUCUUCUACAUCGUGCCGCUCUUCAUCAUAUCUGUUUACUACUGCUUCAUCGCUCGCUGUCUGAUCAGGAGCUCUGUGGACAUCCCUGCUGAGGGACACCUGCACCUCCAGAAACAGAUCAAGUCCAGAAAGCGUCUGGCUAAAACUGUGCUGGUGUUUGUCGGCUUGUUUGCCGUCUGCUGGCUGCCCAGUCAUGUGAUCUACCUUUACCGCUCCUACCAUUACGACCAGGUUGACACCUCGCUGGGCCACUUCAUCGCCAGCGUGUGCGCUCGCAUUUUGGCCUUCACCAACUCCUGCAUGAACCCGUUCGCCCUGUACGUGAUGAGCAAAAGCUUCAGGAAACACUUCAACGAGCAGCUCAUGUGCUGCUAUUCUCCCAAACGCAUGCACAGUCAGAACAGCAGGAGCACAAAUAUAACCUCCGUCUGA